UUGAAGAUGACUACUUCUCUUCAGUUUACUUCAGAUCAUCAGUACCCAAUAAACCUAAGUAUUUCUCAAGAAGAUCAUCAACAAACAAAGGCUAGUGCUGAAACAAUGAACCAACAGAUCACUGGACGUAGUAGAAGGUCCAAAGGAGGAGCAAACAAAUCAUUAACACAGAAGAAGAAACAAUCCCAAAGAGGUAUGGGUGUGGAAAAACUUGAACGGCUCAGAUUACAAGAGCUAAUUUCUUCAAAAACAAGUCCACUUGAUCAGUUUCCUAAAUUAUAUGGUGGUGUUAACCAAGUCAUGGCCCCUGAUUUCUUGCUUCAUCAAAGGGUUGCAAAUAGUACUGUGCCGUAUGGAUCUAGCACUUAUGGAUCAGCUCCUAUGGCAUUUGGAGAUCAGUUGAUCAUUUCUGGGCAUGAUCAGUUUCAAACUCAAAUGGGUCUAAACGGAUUUGCAACUAAUUCUAAAGAGCUUAUUACCCCUACUGAGAAAUCGAAAGAGCUUUCUUCACUGCCAAAUUUAAUGAGUAUCAAGUCAUCUUGUUUCUCCCAUCGCUGCAGUUCAUGCAACAAAAAGAAGCGCAUGAUUAAUGGAGAUGAUAUGGGACGUUCUAACAUAGAGGCUGGCAUUAUUCAUAUGGAGAACGUGAUUGGAGAAAAUCAAUAUUUUGGAACGAAGCCUUUGCUUCACCCAUUCUCUAUACCUAGUCAUCUUGAAAAGGGGGUAGAGAUAGUGGCAAUCCACAGAAAGGGAAAUUCAUCAUCACCAUUAUCAGAAGGAGGACUUGUAAUGGAGUAUGAAUUCUUUCCUACAGAGAAAAGUGGCAGAUCAAACACUAUAAGUUGUUUCGAAAAUGAUAUGAUGAUGAAGAAAAUGAUGACUACUUCAUCAGAAUCUUCUUCAGUUGCAGCAGCAGCAACAGUGGGUAAUGGAGAAGCUUCUUGUGUUACUACAAUAUCUUGGGUUGAUACUGCUACUACAACUACACCCACCAGUUCUAUUGAUCUAUCACUCAAGCUUUCUUUCUAGGUCUUUUUUAAUUUACAGAUUAUAUUAAA
This is a messenger RNA of Nicotiana tabacum (common tobacco), 1058 nucleotides long. RefSeq lists its product as uncharacterized. The record is from RefSeq and is a predicted model, not a curated record. Lineage: Eukaryota; Viridiplantae; Streptophyta; Magnoliopsida; Solanales; Solanaceae. Gene Ontology annotation, molecular function: DNA-binding transcription factor activity.